This is a messenger RNA of Marmota flaviventris (yellow-bellied marmot), 1020 nucleotides long. It is a transcript of the gene Mas1, whose product is annotated as MAS1 proto-oncogene, G protein-coupled receptor. NCBI's taxonomy places the organism in Eukaryota, Metazoa, Chordata, Mammalia, Rodentia, Sciuridae. Gene Ontology annotation, biological process: G protein-coupled receptor signaling pathway. Gene Ontology annotation, cellular component: plasma membrane. The record is from RefSeq and is a predicted model, not a curated record. Gene Ontology annotation, molecular function: angiotensin receptor activity.
UCCUCAUGGAUGGGUCCAACGUGACCCCGACUGUCGCGGAAGCGUCCCUGAAUGCCUCGAGCAGCGGGAACGCCUCCGUGGGGAGUCCGCGUCCGCACAUCCCAGUGGUGCACUGGGUCAUCAUGGGCAUUUCCCCGCUGGGGCUGGUGGGAAAUGGAAUUCUCCUCUCGUUCCUCUGCUUCCGGAUGAGGAGAAGCCCCUUCACGGUCUACAUCACCCACCUGUCCAUCGCAGACAUCUCCCUGCUCUUCUGUAUUUUCAUCCUGUCCAUCGACUAUGCUUUAGACUAUGAGCUCUCUUCUGGCCACUACUACACGAUUGUCACGUUAUCAGUGACUUUCCUGUUUGGCUACAACACGGGCCUCUAUUUGCUGACGGCCAUCAGUGUGGAGAGAUGCCUUUCAGUCCUCUACCCCAUCUGGUACCGAUGCCACCGUCCCAAGCACCAGUCGGCACUGGUCUGCGCCCUCCUGUGGGCGCUUUCUUGCUUGGUGACCACCACGGAAUAUGUCAUGUGCAUCGACAGCGAAGAGGGUCACUCCCGAAGUGACUGCAGGGCGGUCAUCAUCUUCAUAGCCGUUCUGAGCUUCUUGGUCUUCAUUCCCCUUAUGCUGGUGUCCAGCACCAUCUUGGUGGUGAAGAUCCGAAAGAACACGUGGACGCCGCACUCCUCGAAGCUGUACAUGGUCAUCAUGGUCACCAUCAUCAUAUUCCUCAUCUUCGCCGUGCCCAUGAGAGUCCUCUACCUGCUGUACUAUGAGUACUGGUCCACGUUCGGGAACCUGCACAACCUCUCUCUGCUCUUCUCCACCAUCAACAGUAGCGCCAACCCUUUCAUUUACUUCUUUGUGGGCAGCAGCAAGAAGAAGCGGUUCAAGGAGUCCUUAAAAGUGGUUCUGACCAGGGCUUUCAAAGACGAAAUGCAGCCUCGGCGCCAGGAGGGCAAUGGCCACACCAUCUCCAUCGAGACGGUCGUCUGAGGCCUGAGGAGGACAGAAGUGUAGACAGAGGUGGUGGAGC